AUGAGUAGCAACUUUUAUCGUCUAAACAAAGAAGAGUUUUCCGUCUCAUGGCAGUGCCCGUCCUGUAAUAAUGUUACUUCACGGCGACACAAAGGAGACGAAACACCUGUACGAUUACUCCACGAGACUAACAUGUCAUGUGAUGGGUCUGCCCUGGAUGAGAGCAUAACCUCGCUGAGCACAUCUAUGUUACAAUCUGAUCCUAUAAUGAACAAAUUGCCAUCAUCAUCAACGUCUUUCUCUCUGGACCAACUGGCGGCACUGCUGGACAGCAAACUUAACGGCUAUAACACUCAGAUAUUGGCAAAGUUAGAACAAAACAAAGCUGAGAUUUUGAGUCUUGUCAAAAUGGAACUUCACAAUUCAAUCGAGAUGGUGAAAUCUGAAUUCACUGCAACUACUGAUUUUUUGUCUGACCAAAUUAAUCACUUGAAUGGUAGCAUCGAUGAGAUCGCCAAGAAGGUAAAAAAUCUUGAACAGGAGAAUGUAAGCCUAGUUUCUCAACUAGGCAAGAUUGGGAAUAAGUUGGGAACCAUACCCGAAGUAAAUGAUACUAUUACAAAAUUGCGGAACGAGUUAAAUGAACGUGAGCGUGAAUUUUUAUUGAACGACGUCGAGUUAACAUGCAUACCCGAGUUUCAGGGAGAAUCUUGUGUGCAUAUUGUAGUAACUGUUGCCUCUAAAUUGGGAAUUGAUAUCACUGAAAAGGAUAUCGUAGUAGCAGCAAGAGUGGGGUCGCGCGGACAGCCUCAGGAUAAGAAGCAGUCGUAUGCGGGAGAUAGCGUGGGGGGUGACGUGCGGCCGCGGCCCGUGGUGGUGCGAUUUACCCGUCGCGCUAUCCGUGAUGAACUGCUGCGGCAGUCUCGCGUGCGUAGAAAUGCAAGUACGAGUGAUCUCGGCCUUCCUCAUCAUACACCAAGAAGGUUCUAUAUUAAUGAGAGACUGACCAAACUCAACAGAAUCAUAUUUGCCAAAACACUUCAGGCAUCCCGUGGUGCUAAGCCCGAUAGUUGGAAAUUUGUUUGGACAAAGGGAGGAAAGGUGUUUGCUAGGCGCACGGCUUCUUCAUCUGUAUAUAAAAUAAUCAGCCUCAGUGAUAUAGUAAGAGUUUUCGGCCUUGCCUCAGCUGUCUCUGAUGCCAACGAUAAUUCAAGCCAGCGAUUGUUAUGA
Messenger RNA from Amyelois transitella, 1170 nucleotides. RefSeq lists its product as uncharacterized. The coding region runs from base 1 to 1170 and encodes 389 amino acids. NCBI's taxonomy places the organism in Eukaryota, Metazoa, Arthropoda, Insecta, Lepidoptera, Pyralidae. The record is from RefSeq and is a predicted model, not a curated record. The transcript has a single exon.